Zonotrichia albicollis (white-throated sparrow) is the source of this 1774-nucleotide messenger RNA. Lineage: Eukaryota; Metazoa; Chordata; Aves; Passeriformes; Passerellidae. The record is from RefSeq and is a predicted model, not a curated record.
UGGUGUACGAGCACCGGGCCCGCCUGGAGCGCUCCCUGCAGAAGGAGAGGGGAGAGCACAAAAAAACCAAGGAAGAUUUUUUAGUGUACAAGUUGGAAGCUCAGGAAGCUCUCAACAAGGAGAAGCUCCUUUCCAUCAAUCCCUGCUUUAUUCUGUAACUCAGCCCAGCUCAGCACCCCCUGCCCCGUUUUCCUCCCCAGAACCAGCACGACGACGUCAAGAAGCAGCUGCUGGAGCUGCAGCUGCAGCACAACAGCCUCAGGCUGGAGCACAGGAGGAGCCUGGAGAGCCACGGCCAAAAACUGGCCCAGCUGCAGCAGCAGAGGGACAGCGAGGUCACCAACCUGCAGGACACGGUGCAGAAACUCAGAGAAGAGAGCAAACUGCUCAGGAAAGCUCACCUGGAGGUGCACUCGCAGCUCCUCAGUGCCCAGGCGCAGAUGGAGGAGUUCAGGCAGCUCAAGGAAGCUCUGCAGAAGAUGCCGGGCCUGAGAGGAGGAGGAGGAGGAGGAGGAAGGAAGGGGCAGCAGCCCCUGGUGCCAGCCAGCACCCACCUGCAGCCGGGGAGGCCCCAGGGUGUGGAGAUGCAGAUGCACAUCCAGGUGAGGAGCCACGAGCAGAGCCCGGCCCCUGGGCUGGCCCUGCCUGAGCCAGGACCAAAAUCUGCAGCAGAAAAUGCGCCAGGGCCGGGCAGGGAGCUGCCAGCACACAGGUGGGUGCCACCAAAUCCCUCAAAACGGGGAUUUCCAAUGGGUUUGGGGACGCAGAAUUCUUCUACUUUGUGUUUGGGUAUGUAUUUACAUGUGAAUUUUGAGAAUAUAAUACAGUAUAAUAAAAUAAUAAAUGAGCCUUUGGAGCACGUGGGGUCAAUGCUGAUCGUUCCUCCCUGCCAACCCCACCCACCCCUGUCUGUCUGCAGCUGGCAGGUCCCUGUGAGCCCGGGGGAUGCCCGGGGGAUGCCCAGGAGGAGGAUCAUGGAGGGGAGGUGGAUGACAACGACGACCUGGAGCUUGUCCAAGAGCAGAAGGAGCCUGUGGGGAGGCAGGGAGGUGCUGGCAAGAAGGAGGAUUACUUCUGAGAGCUGCUGGAAAUGCAGGAUGCUGCAGGAAUGAGGGGAUGGCAGCGAAACACUGCCCACAGCAACGCAGGAGGACAGAGAUCCCCCAAACAAAGAGGGGUUUGCAGAUGAAAAGAUGAAAAUCCCAUCUCAGUGUGGGGCCAGUGCUGCCUCAGAGAUCUCAGACUGGGGGUGAUCUUACCCUGCUGCUUUUCUUAGGAGCACUUUUUGAUUUACUGUGUUCUUCGCCCUCCUGUUUUUCACAUCCCCUUUCUGAGCUGGAGAGGGUUUUUGGGGCUGGUUUUGGGGGUGUUUUUUACCCCCCCUGGGCAGCAGAGGGGUCCCUGGACUCACUCAAAUACAAAGGAAUCUGUCUUCAUAAAUGAUUUUGUGUUUCUUUAACACAUCCCGUGAGCAGGGUGGGGAGGGAACCAGAGGAAAUUUCCUGUUCUUUGCCCUGGAGCUCUGCAAGAGAGCACCAACCACAGCCAGAAAAAUGUGUGUGUGUGGAUGUGGACACUUUCCUGCUGCAGGAACCCUCCAGAAACUGGGAGUGAAUCCUUGCAGAGCCCUCCUUGCCCUUCCUUUGAGCUGUGUGACAUUCCUGCUGAGUGUCCCUUGGAAUCCUGUGCCUCCCCCCUGCUGGAGGUGAGAGCUGCCCUGAGCUCUUCCCCAUGGGGACAGUGACAGCCAUGCCAAGAAACAGGAAAAAAAAAA